Molecule: messenger RNA, 4750 nt
Organism: Pecten maximus
Lineage: Eukaryota; Metazoa; Mollusca; Bivalvia; Pectinida; Pectinidae
Product: UHRF1-binding protein 1-like
Exons: 19
Coding region: 80-4750 (1556 amino acids)
Source: RefSeq, a predicted model, not a curated record
AACAGAAGUCGGAGGAAGGAAAGAUGACCACAAUGGAUAUUGCUUGAUAUUUGUCAUUUGAAGAAAUUAUAGAGUGAAAAUGGCAUCUAUAUUGAAGAAUCAGAUCCUCAAGCAUCUGUCUAAAUUCACAAAGAAUUUAUCCCCAGACAAGAUCAACUUGAGCACGCUGCGGGGCGAGGGAGAAUUAUCUAACUUGGAACUCGAUGAGGACAUUCUAAUGGACCUCAUGGAUCUUCCCACGUGGAUGAAGCUCAAGAAGGCCGUCUGUAACAAACUCACCAUCAAGAUUGCUUGGACAAAACUGAAGAGCCAGCCUAUAAGUAUAUACUUGGAUGAAGUUAUUUUAGAAAUGGAAACAUGUGAUGACCCAAGGCCACCAAAUAACCCUGCACAUUUAGCAAGUUACAGGUCGGGAGGAAAGUAUGGCUUUUCUGACCGAGUUAUUGAUGGUAUAUAUGUCCAUAUAAAUGCUGUGUCGGUCAAAUUUAUGUCCAGGAAAUUCCACGCAUCUCUACAGCUUUCCCGAGUUGUAGUCCAGAGUAAAACUCCAAAUUGGCAGAAGACGGAUGAUCUCCGGUCAACCAAAAUCCGAGAAUCUAGUCGUGGUGAGAUUCUCUUGUUCAAGGAAGUUGAAUGGCAGACAACUCGGAUUGAAGCCACAGCGGUGGAAGGAGAGACAAACGACUUCCUACUGACACCCCUACGCCUCAUAGCCAACCAAUCAAAAAUCAGGAUCACCAUCAAGAAAAACCUAAGUGACUGUAGCAUCAUCUCCACACGGGUGAUGCUGUUUCUUGACGACAUCCUUUGGGUGCUGACUGACACGCAGUUAAAGGCGGCCAUCUUGUAUGCCAAUUCACUACGGUUGAUGAUUGAGAAAUCCAGAGAACAGAGCAAAAAGCUGGCAGCAGAAACAAUAUUGAUUAACUCUUCGAAGAUAUCUAAUAGGAAAAAAGCCUUUGUCGUCAGGGCCAGUACCGACAGAUGUAUCCCUCAGCAUCAAGCUUCCCAGCGACCACGCUCCCAGUCCAAUGCCACACCGGCCCAGUUCUUCAUGAAAUACGAUGUACAGACUACUUCCUACCAUCUCAUUAGUAGUCGUAUUGACCUCCACCUUUGUGACGAUUCCUCACCUGAGUCUGAUGUACAAAACAACCCGAAUCACAACAAGAGCAUUGAAGGCGGAGCUAUGCAAAUCACGUUCAACAAGCUGUCUGUAGACAUCUACCCUUUUAAUCCAGCAGGUGGAGAAAGGAAGCACUGGUAUCGGUACAUGGACAAUCAAGGAUCUCGAAACUAUUGGGUCCAGCAGCUGUUUGCUGCCUUCAAACAGGAAGUGGCGCAGGCCCGUGAAACAUGCUGUGUUGCUUCUCCGACCCAGUCACCUGCUCAUGAACCAACCAAUCCCAGGCCUUCAGAGAAACAACAACCAGUAAAUCAGAAUCCUAGUGGUAGUAGAUCUCCACCACCGCCACCUACUCACCAACAAGUCCCACCCAUCCGAGUGCCAACCCAGCGUCCACGGAGUACAAAGUUACUGGAGAGCUGUACUGUCCUCAAAAUAGAGGAAUUUAUUAUCUACCAAGUUUCCACAGCGGACAACAAACGCAACACUCCCAGCAAGUUCCUUAGCUCGGACAAAAAGCAGCUCCACCUCCCAACAGACAUGUCCGUAUUACACAUGGAGUACACGGACUACUUCUUCCCAGAGGGCAUCAACUACCCAGUGCCCCAUGCUAACCUGUACAUGCUGGUAAACCCGAUUCGACUCAACCUGGACUACCUGACACUUCUGUGGGUCAACUUCUUCAUGCUGAACCUCUCACAGUCUGUGACACCUGAGAUGUUAGACGACACGCCAAAACAACAUGUAGACAUCAAAAUUGAGGCCCUCAUGCCCAGGGUGAUAGUAUCUGCUGAACGGAAGGUGGAAAACCAACCUGACCGGCCUGAGGGUGUCCAACUCCAAGUUUCAAAACUUUGUGUCACAAAUACCCAUGUAGAGGAACACACAGGAAGGGCGAACCUCACAGAGGUGCUGAAUCAGUAUAAUGGCGGCCACCUCUUCACUUCGUCACAGUACCCAAACAACAACAACCCACUUAUAAGUGUGCCCCAACACUUCAGUACGUUUGCGAGCGGACGUGACAAUGCCUAUAUGCAGCGUUAUGCUAAAGAACUAGUGGCAGGACGGUUACCCCAGGGAAUGGAAUCACAGGCAGGGUCAGAGGCCAUCGCCAAACUCCUCAAAACCAACACUCUAAAGCGUAAUGCUAGCUUUGACAUUUGGUGUGUGUGUGCCGAUCAGGCGUGGUUGGAGUUUGUAGGAGUUCCGGUUUCGAAAUCUCGUCCUAUUCCAUUUGUCGAGUCCGUGCCUGUGACUCUUUGGUUCUGUAUGCCUAAUGUGAUGGACGAGGCAGAAACAAAACUCAGCCAAAAUAACCAGCUUGAUGUGAUUGGAAUCGGCGGAAAUAGCAGAAGAGGAAGUAGUAAUGCUAAUUCUCAUCAAUCAUCCCCAGAGCGUAACCAAUAUAACUCCUCGUCUCCACCAAGAGAUCGGCCCUCACGAAAGCUUCUCAAGGAAUAUUACUCAUCGGACAGUGAAUCCUAUGAUACCAGCCCAGAUGAAAUACCACCUUCUUGUGAUGAAACGAACAAAUCUCCAAAAUGUGAGGACAAAGGACAGUGUUCACAACUGGCCACUUAUAACCUUGUGACCAAGGUCGGGGGUACAGUCAAAGCCCAGAUGAAUCAUUCCCAGUUCCUGUUUUUAAUGCGACUUUUAGAAUCGUUUGCCGUCUUCCAAACUCAGUUGACAGCAGAUGUAGAAUAUUUUCUGGGGACGUCCACCACACCCACCACAUUUUCUGUCCCGCUUGUGGUCCCUGAUGUCGAGUUUGUCAUGGUGUGUCCCUAUGUGGCGGAGUUACUUCCCUUUACACACAACAUACCGAAUAGUCCUUCUGGGGUGAGUCUACGAGAUGGAGAUCUGAUAGAGGAUGGAGAUUUAAAGGAAGAAGACUUCACAUCAAAUGGACCUUAUGAUGACAGUAAGAUUAAUAACAGUAUGGCAGAUUCUGGAUCGCAGUGUUCCUCACAUACGGCAAUCUCCAAGUCUCUCAGCGAUUCCAAGAUCCAGUGUCACACGGGCCUCGGAGUGACGGGAGAGGAAGAUCUCCAUAACACAGGAAUGUUUGUGUCUGCUCAGAUAUCUCACUCAAGUCAGGGACUCUCUGAUUCGCACCAUGAUUCUUCAUCCGGUUACGAUUCCAGUUUCGGUUCUCGUGGAUCAGGCUCGCAGCAAAUGAAGAAAUCAGCCAAUAAGGCGGCAGAUCAAGUUAAAAAAUCGUUCUCGUCUGCCUUGUCUGGUAUUACUGGUUUUACAGACAAAAUUAAGGCAAAAAUGGACCAAAAUGAAGAAAUGGAGGAUAUAGAUACGAUGAGUAUUAAAACAGAUAUAUCUGAUGAUGAUUUAGACUUUGAGAUGUUGAAUUUAGAGGAAGCAGAAAUGCCCGCGUUCCAUCAUCCAAAUAUUGGUGUAUCAGAGACAGCCUCUUCCACGGAUACCGACCUGCUGGAUGAUGUGUCGAGUUUAUACGCCGAGAGCUCGGCAGCAACCAAAGGGAGAGAACUGGUGUCCGUGAUCGCGUUUCGUAUAUGUGGGUCCGAGAUUCUCAUGCAGAAUAAUGGCAGUGAUACAGCUAUUCGCAUCCAGGCACGGCACCUUAAUACCAACCAACCAGGCAAUAUGUACUAUGAGGACUUUUACAACAAAUUUACAUCAACACAAGGUAUUUUUGGCCAGAGUGAUGUUUCCCCAGAUGAUAUGAAAUCCUUCACAAUCAAGCUAAAGAUCGUGUCUGGACCAGGAGCUGAUGCUGAGCUUCCAAUCACAACAAAGACAGACUCCCCUGGGUACCUUAGUGUCAUGGCAGAGAAGUGUGGACUCGCCUUCAACACCUCAAGUCUAGCCAACAUGGCCAAAUUUGUGGAGGAUGAAGCGACUGGACAGGCCCUACCAAUGCACGUCACUGUCAGUGACUUCCACUUAUCAUUGAAGGAUGAUGCACCAAAACCCAAUAUACCACCAGCUCCACCAGUAGAAUGUUUGAUCCAUAAGCUGGCCAUAUCGCGCGGCUAUGACGGCAUCUUUCAUUUAACAGCUGAAUCAGUCUUGUCAAGUGGUCCUGAAGUAAAACAAUUACCAGAACAACAGAAAAUGGACGAGGAGGAAGAGGAAAAACAACCACUCUCAAAUCAGGCAUUAUUUCAGGAAAAUCAACAGCUCAAGAAAUCUUUAGAGGAAAUGUCUAACGUCCUACAAAACCAAAAACAGUUAAACAGAAAAAUUCAACAAGACAUGGAAAGUUUACAAAAGGAAAAAGAAAACCUGCAAAGUAAACUCAACAAGAUUUCGUUGCCAAGCAACGGCACCAAUGACAGUGAGAUCCACACGAACACAGUGAUCACUGAGAAUCUGAAGCUUCAACACAAGAUGGUGUCUCAGGAAGAUGAGAUCAACACCCUGAUGAAGGAAAAGAACUCUUUAUUGGACACACUGAAACUUCUACAGGAUGAACUGUUGGAGUCAGGAGUCACGGCGACGGCGAUUCGACCAUCACAGUUAACCACACCCCCAACUAAGCAAAUAUUGGUGACACACAACGGAAGGGUUUAUCUGAGGAAGAAUGUCAAUGAGUUCACAGUUCUAGGUAUGAGUGAUAUAGUGAUGAUUGUUGUGAAAUACUAG